Messenger RNA from Colletotrichum godetiae, 437 nucleotides. RefSeq lists its product as uncharacterized. The record is from RefSeq and is a predicted model, not a curated record. Bases 110 to 358 code for a protein of 82 amino acids. The transcript has a single exon. Lineage: Eukaryota; Fungi; Ascomycota; Sordariomycetes; Glomerellales; Glomerellaceae.
UAUCAUUCUUAUUAUUCCUAUUAUUAUCAUUACUAUCACUGUCAUUGUAUCUAUGUUAUACUUCCUGAGAUGUAUUCUAUGUAGGACAUUUCAAAGAUAGAAAGUGAUAAUGAUAAUAAUAAUGACAAUAGUAGAUAAAUUAACGAUGGGAAGGAUAGAAAUAGAGCUAGGCACUUCGUGUUGGGCGGCAAUCCAUUGUGUCGCCCACUUGGAAGAGUCUUGUGACGUCCCUAUGUGGAACAAUGUAAUAGGGCUAACUCACUCGUGUGCGAAACCAACCCCGAUACGUGAGAAAGCAAAUCGCAUUGCGCAAUGGAACAGAUUUUGCUGUAAAAAGUCAGCGCCACCGACAUGUUAAACCUACGCUCUACUCGAUCCUUGCACCCGCAUGUCAUACAGAAGGACACGAGGUUGAAGCGCACACGGAGUAUGAGGAA